Messenger RNA from Lactuca sativa (garden lettuce), 748 nucleotides. NCBI's taxonomy places the organism in Eukaryota, Viridiplantae, Streptophyta, Magnoliopsida, Asterales, Asteraceae. The record is from RefSeq and is a predicted model, not a curated record.
AAAAUUUGUUCCGUUUAGUCCCCACGGCAAAUUUUGGUGCGUUAAUGUCCAACAUUUGGGCUCUUUUUGUCAAAAACGCCAUUUAGCAGGUUUGGAGCCCGUCAUCCGGUGACAUUCAACCUGUUAAAGAAAUACCCUCAUAAAAAAGGGAAUCCCAACUUUGGUCCCCCUCUCUCAUUUACGUAGCCCUUUUCCCUCAUUUACGUAGCUCUGAUCAAAGCAUCUUCACGCACCAAUGGCUGCAUCGUCUUCAAACUCAGCAACUUCAUGUAGAACAAAACUUGUUAAAUGUUAUUGUGGUGAUGUGUGCUACGUAGCAGUGUCAAAAACACCAGAUAACCCUGGUAGAAAAUUUUGGGGAUGCCCUAAUUUCAAGGAGUCUUCAAGGUGUCAUUUUUUCAAGUGGGUGGAUGAAUGUGGGAACAAAUCUAUCCGACAAGAGGAUGAAUUGAUGGGUUUGAUGAAGAUUGUUGCUGAAUUGAUGGGUUUGAUGAAGAUUGUUGCAGGGUUGUUAAUGUUUAAUGCAAUAAUUCUUGCAAUUGUUGUCCUAAAAAUGUAAUUUAGGUAUUGUACUUUUGCAAUGUGGUUGGUAAUGUAAUGCAUUUAUGUUUUGAACUAGAAUCACUAUAAUUUAGGCAAUGAUAAUGUAAUGGUAAUCCUUUUUGUAGUCUUUCUAAUUUGGUAUGUGCAAAGUUGUAAAUGGUAACCUAAUUUAGGCAUUAAAUAAUAAUAUCAAUAUAGGGCAGUU